Messenger RNA from Amoebophrya sp. A120, 1635 nucleotides. Lineage: Eukaryota; Dinophyceae; Syndiniales; Amoebophryaceae. The record is from the annotation of a GenBank genome assembly.
CGGCGCUCUGUUGCGAGCUCGUGAACUCAGCUGCGGCUCCCUUUUGACACAGCGGGCCUGGGUCAUGGCUCCGUAAGUAGCGUGCUUCGCUUUACGUGUUGUACGUCAUCGUGUUCGGUGUUUUUCUGUUUCCGAGUCAAUGGGAGAGUGAGGCAGACAAGUUGUGCACCUCGGGAGAUCGGUGAGUGAGAGCUACAAUAUCUGAAAACAAGGCUAAGAGUAGAGCGCGCGGUCUUCAGGGUUUAUUUUUCCGCAAGCAACCUCGUCAAGAUGGCGGCUCCUUCUAUGGCUUUCCCGCUUCUGUUCUUCCACUUCAACCGGAACAAGGUUUGGCACCGCGACAAGCGGCUGACCCGCGAGGAAUUACAACAGUUCCCCGAGAUCUGGACGACUUGGGAGAGGCGUUGCUACCGCCAAUUCCUCGACGAGGCCAAAGACUGGAACGCCAGCAAAAAAGAUCAGCAGCCCAAAGUGCACAUCCACUACAACAAAAACAAAGGCUCCUCCAGUUCUUCCUCCACUUCCAACAUCGGGCGAGAUAGCGAAAGCACCGAGCUGGGCGAGAUGGAGCUGAAGCAGCAGCAGCUGCAGAAGAUUUUUCCGCAAGAACACAUCUACCACACUUUGCAAGAAGACGUGAAGAAGUGCCGAAAACGGAUGCACUCCAAUAUCCUGAGUAAAAACGUACCCACACCAGAGUCAAGUUGGGGAAUCAGCUAGACAAAUCCACAAGUUUUGGCUGUUUUGCAUGACAAAUUUGGAUUCGUAGUGUAGUGCUGCUUGAGCUAGCUAGACAGCAUCACAGAUCUAGCAUACCAUGCUGAUUGGAGCAUGACAAAUUGCAAAACACGACUAGAAAAUGCUUCUCAUGGGGCUCCGCAUGAGAAACAUUUUCAGCAUGCAGAUUUGCAUUACAACUCUGGUGUGGGUACGUUUUUACUCAGGAUAUCCAACGCGACACUGGAGUCCGCGCACGAGUGUCACUACCGGAUCAAGGAGCUGAUAUUACAAUGAAAAAUGCCCCCACCCCCGAACUUGAAAGCAUUUGUAUUGCAAAUCUUUCCAAAUGAAACAUUCGCCCUCUUGCUUGUAUCAGCAUCACAGAUUUCCGAUCGUGAAUAGCAAAAAUUUGCAUUGCAAAAGAUCCCAGCAAGAGCGGUGCUUGUCAUGCAAGCGAUGCGAAACACGACUAGAAUCUGCAUCAGAAAGAUUCUUACUCCUUUCAUGCAUUACAAAAAGCUUUCAUUUGGAAACUUCGCAUCACAAAUUGUUGCAAUUUCAGGGGUGGGGGGCAUUUUUCACUCUGAUAGCUGACGGACGUAUGUCUGUACGCCGGGGUGCACUUCGCAGACAGCGCCGCACCGGUGUUCGACGAUACUGAGUUCCACAGGAUAGCGGCGACGGCCUUCCAAAGGUUGGAGGAAGGGAGGGGAAGGCAUGAGAUCAUGGGGGUAAGGGGGAAGUAGUAAGUACUUACUACAAUUCGCUGAUGAAGAGAGUGAAGACCUCGCUUAUUUCUUCUAUCCUGGAUGCGAGUUGCAUUCGUAUUCGUUCUCCUUUGCACGCACAUGCAUGUUCGGCGUCUGAUGCGCAUACAAUUAUAGCCACUGCGCUUUGUAAGUAGACUGAGCAGCG